GGCACUGACUGGCAUCACUGCUGGGCACUGACUGGCGGCACUGACUGGCACAACCGCUGGACACUGACUGGUGGCACUGACUGGCAGCACUGCUGGGCUGCACUGGUGGGUGGCACUGGUGGGUGGCACAGGUGGGUGGCACUGCUGGGCACAGGUGGGUGGCACUGCUGGGCACAGGUAGGUGGCACUGCUGGGCACAGGUGGGCGGAGCUAGUGGGUGCACUGCUGGGCACAGGUGGGUGGAACUUGCGGGUGGCACUGCUGGGCACCAAUCAUCAGGGCACUGAUCAUCAGUGCCCUGAUGAUCGGUGCCGAUCCCCGCUCUGACAACUGCCGGUUCUCAGCAGUACUUUCCUCACGAUCUGACAGCGUGAGGAAAGUGCAGCCGAGAACCGGCACUUGCAU
Molecule: messenger RNA, 405 nt
Organism: Staurois parvus
Lineage: Eukaryota; Metazoa; Chordata; Amphibia; Anura; Ranidae
Source: the annotation of a GenBank genome assembly